Molecule: messenger RNA, 2953 nt
Organism: Arachis duranensis
Lineage: Eukaryota; Viridiplantae; Streptophyta; Magnoliopsida; Fabales; Fabaceae
Exons: 13
Coding region: 908-2803 (631 amino acids)
Biological process (GO): transcription by RNA polymerase I
Cellular component (GO): RNA polymerase I transcription regulator complex
Molecular function (GO): protein binding
Source: RefSeq, a predicted model, not a curated record
UCAGUUACCCACCCCAUCCCCCAGCUCUCUCACUCUCACCACGGUUCACCGCCAUCACACGCUCGCCUCCGUCGCCGCGCCUCUCGCCGGAUCCACCGCAUCGUGUGCUCUCGCCGAAUCCACGGCACGCUUGUGUCUCGCCGUUCUCCUCCGCUCGUCAUCCCUCGCGUGCUGGUAGCCAUCGGUGUUGCUCUCUCUGCCUCGUAUUCUGCUCGUGCGCCAUCACUGCACCCAACGCCUGGUGUGCUCCACUGCUCGCGUCUUGCCUCUCUUCCUGCAGCUGUGCUUCCUGGUGAGUGCUCGCGUCUGGCCGCGCCUCCGUCCCUCCCUCGCCUUUCUUCCACGGGUUUUGCUGCCUGCACUGACUGCUGGAUUCUGCCGCUGCAACAACAAUCAACAUCAUCAUCACUGUGGAUGCUGCUAUGUGUUCUCACUCCACCGUCGCCGUAGCUAUGUAAUACCUCUCCAGCGAGGCUGCAACCUGUGACCUCGUCGUCCAUCUGCUCACUUCUGGUGUUAUGUGCCUCUCUCUGCCGCUGUUGUACUUUCUGCUCAUCUAGUCUCGGUCGCUUCCUCUGUACUCUCUCUGGCCACUGGAAAAAAAAAUGAAGAUUGAUAACUGCAGAGAAAAGACAGCCAAAUGAAAUAGUCUUCCGACACAGAGGGAGGAGAGGGAGAUGGGAGAGAGGAAUGAUGGCUCCAUGAAGACUUGCCACCACCAUGGUUCGUUCACGUUGAUCUUUCAGUACACACCAACGACGAAAGACGGCAACCUCAUGUCCAGUUGUGGCUCAGAUGAAAUAGACAAAUCCAUAGAUGUUGGCGGCGAUGGUAGCCAUUGCACACUACAGUAUUGAUUUGUGCACAAGUUACUCCAUCUCAUGCCUAACACAUUAUUCUGUUGGCAAUGGAUGGCAAUGUUUUAUUCGAUGAAGGCAACAACGAAGAAGCCAACAACAAUAAUAAUGGCACUAUCAGCAACUCCAAGGACCGGAAGAGGAGAAACUACAUGCUUGAUGACGAUAGCCCCAAGGUGGCACGCCAAAAACUUGCCAAGAGGAUCCUCUUGUCUUUGACUAACCCUUCCUAUGUUCUGAGACUUGGUUCCAAACCUCUGAGGUUGGAUUACUGCACAAGGUUGCGGUACCUGCUGACGAAGCUUGUCAAGAAACAUGACUGGGCCACUGCCAGUGGUGUUCUCAGUGCUUACUUAAAGGGAACAAUGAACGACAAGUCUCCAUUCAGGAAUUGCCUCAAGUUCUCGGCUUUAUUGGAGCUUCUUAAGCACGUGGAAAACUAUCAUAUUAAUCUAACAAGGAUGAAGAACCUCUUUGAUAUUUGGUCGAAGAAUAUUGGAUCAAUGAAGAGUUGGCCAAUAGAAAGCAGAUAUAGAGUUCAUGUGGAGUUCAUCUUAUUCUGUCUUGUGCAUGGCAAUACUGGGGAUGCAUAUCAGCUUGUCAUAAGCCUUGAGCAAGAAAAAGCUGAUCUUGAUCCUGUGUCAAAGAUAAUUAUGGGCUUGACAUACUAUACGCUGUGGUAUUCUUCUAUCCCCGAAGAAUUUCAGUGGAAAGAUUCAGACCAGGCUGACUUGCAAAAGUACUCACGUAUGGAGGGGCCCUCCAUCAGCAAUGAAGUUGGACAGUCAGAGUGGCAUAAUACAGUUGAAUCCUUUCUGGCAAACUCCCAAAGCCAUUGUGAAUCAGACACCUCUGUUUUGAAGGAUAAGCAUAUAUCUAGGGAUGUUGGGUUCAACAAUGGCGUGGGAGAGUCUAUGGAGAUUGAUGUUGAUCAUAGAAGAAAAGCAUCGCAUCAGAACUUACAGCCAGGAGAAGGUUUUCGCUCUAAGUCCGAAGAAAAUGAAGGAAGUAGAGACUCCUUUUCCAACCAUGGAGGCCUUACACAAGAUACCUUAAAUGUUAUUAGGCAACUUGAUUGGUGGUUGUUUCCCUUGGAUUUUCCUGAUGAUAAUAGUUUUGAGGAGUUCAUGUAUGUGCACUCAAAUCAGCAAAAUGACCACUAUAAAAAGGCUGUGAAAUAUUUACAACUAGCUCUCGACUCAGCACCUUCAGUAACAGCAGCAUUACUUCCAUUGAUACAACUGUUGUUGAUUGGAGGUCGUGUUGAAGAAGCCCUAAUUUUGAUUGAGAAGGAGUGUAGUAAUUCAUCAUCUGUGCUCCCUGUAAGAUUGAGGGCUGCGUUCUUGGAGUGUUCUGAUCGAAACAACUCUGACUUGAUUGUCACAUGUUUCGAGGAUAUGCUAAAGAAGGAUCCACAAGAAAGUUAUCCCUUAGCAAAACUUAUCAGAAUGUACCAAAACGGUGACUAUAGCCUUGAAUCUCUGUUCGAAAUGAUUGUUUUACAUUUAGAUGCUACUAGUGCAGAAUACAGUACGUGGAGGAUGUUAUCUUCAUGUUUCUUUAAACUCUCUUGCUACGAAGAAGAUUCUAUAUCUGCAAACCAUACUAAUGAAGAUGGAGAUAGGCAACAUUAUUCCUUUAGAAAAACCCCAAAAGUGUUUACACAGGAAAUCUCCGGAAUGUCUUGGAGGUUACGCUGUAGGAGCUGGCUACUAACACAUUUCAGCCAUAGACAGCUUAAUUCAGAUGUUGAAGGUGAUUUGCAGCUACUCACAUACAAAGCAGCAUGCGCAUCCCAUAUGUAUGGGCAAGAUUUCCACUAUGUUUCAAAGGCUUAUUUUGUAUUAGAAAAUGAAAAUAAUAAGGACUUAUUGUUGAUUUUGGGUGAGCACAGGCAAAAUUCAUUUGAAUUUUAUCAGCAAUUUCAAAAUAAACUGAAAUUAUAACAUGAUUUGUUUGUUGCAUGUAGUGAUUCUGUGUAAUUAUUAUUAUGGUUUUCCUUGUUAUGUCUUAUGAUUAUUGGACGAAAUUUGUUAGCUUAUCAUAUCUUGAUAAAGACUUUACUAAAAAGCAUAUCUAGUUUCUUUUGCUCUUCA